Eimeria necatrix is the source of this 212-nucleotide messenger RNA. RefSeq lists its product as hypothetical. The annotation marks the transcript as partial. Lineage: Eukaryota; Apicomplexa; Conoidasida; Eucoccidiorida; Eimeriidae. The transcript has a single exon. The record is from RefSeq and is a predicted model, not a curated record.
AGCAGCAGCAGCAGCAGCAGCAGCAGCAGCAGCAGCAGCAGCAGCAGCAGCAGCAGCAGGACUUGUCUGAGCAUGAGGGGCAGCAGCAUGAAGUGGUAGUCGUAAAUGAGAAUGACAUCUCCUUCGACAUAGUUUGCUGCAACAGCAGCAGCAAACUCUUGGUUCAUCAGCACGUAGCCCUGGAAGUCCAGGUGCGAGAAGCCAGUCCCUGA